AGCUGACUGCUGCAGGGAGCGGCGCGCCCGCUCCGGCCCCGAGCCCGCGGAGCCCCGGCCACCCCGCAGCUAUGGCAGGGGUCGUGGUGAGCGGAGCCCAAGUGUCCUACAUUAGUCAAGACUGUGAAGAAAUUCCAGAAUUCCUAGGACAAAAAUAUGGACAUAUGGCAAAAAGACUAGAUCUUAGCUUCAACUUGUUAAGGUCACUAGAAGGACUGAAAACAUUCAGUUACUUGGAAGAGCUGAUCCUGGACAACAAUCUACUUGGAAAUGACCUUCUGUUACCCAGGUUACCCCACCUCCAUACCUUAACGCUCAACAAGAACCAAAUAACAGAAUUAGAAAGCCUUUUGGACCAUUUGGCUGAAGUUGUACCCUCACUACAGUAUCUCAGUUUGCUUGGAAACAUUGCUUGCCCAAAUGAACUGGUCUGCAAAGAAAAGGAUGAGGAUGACUACCAGAGGUACAGAUAUUUUGUCCUGCAUAAAUUGACGAACCUGAAAUUUCUUGAUACUCGGAAAGUAACCAGGAGGGAGAGAGAGGAAGCCUUGGUAAGAGGCGCCUUCAUGAAAGUGGUUAAGCCCAAGGAUGCUAAGGCUUCCUGUGAUGCUGCUUCUGCCUCUCCAGAGAUGCACUAUACACCUCUGCCUUCUGGAUCCAGAGACCUCACCAAUCACAGAGGCAUUCUGGGGAAAUGUCGCUACAUUUACUACGGAAAACAUUCCGAGGGCAACAGAUUCAUCCGAGAUGACCAGCUAUAAAACACAGUGCUGUUUGGUGCCUCUUCGAUCCCUCCACAUGAGAAGCACAAAUUGCAUCUAAAUUUUAAGCGUGUAACUGAAGUCCUCUAGUGCCUUCUGCUGACUUUGCCAAGCCUGUCAAGAUCAUCCUUCUAUCUUAGUCUGAGUAGUCACAUAGAGAUUGACAUGAUUGCCUUUAAGCAGGUUCCAUCCACCAGUGUGACAGACAGCUGCAGCCGAGCACCCGGCCUGACAGGAGGAGCACAGUGAUGGAUUGCCUGGUCCAAUUGCUGCUCCAGAAGAGCAGGGGUCACACCUGGGGCUGCAGUGAGCAUGCUCCAGCGCUCGGCGCCUCCGCAAACGCAGCGCGUUUAUCUCCGGCUUGCCUGUUGAGAGAAAGUGGCUGCUGAUAUCAAAGUGUUUAUAAAAGAGGGAGGCUGUAAUUUCAGAUGAAAAAGCCCUUAUCUGUUCUUAUUUUUUUCCCCUGUGAAUUAAGUGCUUGUGUUUCUAUCAUCUCAUACAUGCCUACACAAAUCCGUUCACGGUUUGGUAGGACCCCCACUCACCCCCAAAUGGUCCUAGACAGGUUAUUUUGUCGUUCAGCAGGGGAAAAAUAUAUCCUGAAAAUAUUUUGGCCAUGCAAAGUACUAUUGAUUUGUAUAGUUGUUUAUAUGCAAAGGAAAAAGAUUUAAGUAAUUUCCCAGACAAACAAAAUUUGCUAAUUCUUAAAUUACAUCUCAACGUUUACUCACUCUUACCUUCAGAAAAGUGAACAUUUUGUAAUUCUGGCACAGUUUAACUGUAUAUACUUGGAAGAAGCUCUCAUUAGUGAUAUUAACAAUGUGUGUUAUUCCUGGUUUGUUGAACAAGAUAUUUUUGACUUUUAGGGACUAUGUUUAGAAUUAAAUACUUAAAUCUGGGGGGAAAAAGUUCCUAAAAGGAGUGAUAUAAUCUGCCACCAGAUGCAUAGGAUUAUUCAGAGGGGAGAAAAUCAACAAAAGUAAAUGGUAGAAUUAACAUAAUUAACAGCUUUACUAAUAUAGAGAGAUAAGUUCUGAAUAAUCCCUUUUGAUGUCUAUGUAGGAAAGGCUAUUGUCAAAUUUUCAGUCACAAAAAUAAAAAUUCAUGGCAAAUUUCCUACUUUUCUGAUAACGAGGUUGGAUAUAUUAGAAUCAUGAACUCGUGACUGUG
Molecule: messenger RNA, 1931 nt
Organism: Chiroxiphia lanceolata (lance-tailed manakin)
Lineage: Eukaryota; Metazoa; Chordata; Aves; Passeriformes; Pipridae
Gene: LRMDA
Product: leucine rich melanocyte differentiation associated
Exons: 7
Coding region: 72-761 (229 amino acids)
Biological process (GO): melanocyte differentiation
Molecular function (GO): protein binding
Source: RefSeq, a predicted model, not a curated record